AUUCUUUUAUUUUCUUUAAUCUGCAAGUUUUUCAAUUGUUGGAGGUUUUGAUGUUAAUAUUUUGAUAAAGUUUGUUUUUCAAGAUUGGAAAUUCGGGUUUUUACUUUUUGUGAGUUUGAAGAAUUUUGAUGCUAUUAAAAAAUUUUCAGACAAAUUUUUUGAUUUGCAUCAAGUUCUUAUGGGUACAUCCUUGGAAACAAAGUGAAAGAAACAAAACCUGAUAUCUGGUUGUUCUAAUGAACGGUUUGGUGAAAAUGGACAAGAAUUUGAUGGACAAAGUUAGUGCCUUUGGUGAACGCCUCAAGACUGAAGGAGUUGAGGUGGGCAGAAAGGUGAGUGCUGGCAUGAGCUCAAUGAGCUUUAAGGUAAAGGAGCUGUUCCAAGGCCCGAACCCAGCUGAUAAGCUUGUUGAGGAGGCUACCUCAGAGGCCCUUGAUGAGCCUGAUUGGGCCUUGAAUCUUGAUAUCUGCGACAUGAUCAACCAUGAAAAAGUUAGCAGUGUUGAAUUGAUCCGUGGCAUAAAGCGGAGGAUAGUGUUGAAGAGCCCUAGGGUUCAGUACUUGUCCUUGGUGUUGCUUGAAACUUGUGUCAAGAAUUGUGAGAAAGCAUUCUCGGAGGUGGCAGCUGAGAGGGUUCUUGAUGAGAUGGUUAAACUCAUUGAUGAUCCUCAGACUGUUGUUAAUAAUCGGAACAAAGCUUUGAUGCUUAUUGAAGCUUGGGGGGAGUCAACCAGUGAGCUCCGCUAUUUGCCCGUUUAUGAAGAAUCUUACAAGAGUUUAAAAUCAAGGGGUAUUCGCUUUCCUGGUCGUGACAAUGAGAGUCUGGCUCCUAUUUUUACCCCACCUCGUUCAGUUUCAGUUUCAGAAGUGGAUGCUAGUCUUGCACAGCAGCUUCAACAUGACAUGCAAUUUCAGCAUGAUCUUCCUGUCCAAAGCUUUACCCCUGAACAAACAAAGGAAGCAUUUGACGUGGCAAGAAACAGCAUUGAGCUUCUUUCAACUGUGUUAUCCUCAUCACCCGAACAAGAUGCUCUUGAGCAGGAUGACUUGACAACUACGCUUGUCCAGCAAUGUCGACGGUCCCAAUCCACUGUUCUAAGAAUUAUUGAGACUGCUGGAGAUAACGAGGCCCUGCUUUUUGAAGCUUUGAAUGUGAAUGAUGAGAUCCAGAAAGCUCUCUCAAAGUAUGAAGAGUUAAAGAAACCAUCAGAAGUUCCUCGGGAGCCAGAACCUGCCAUGAUUCCUGUGGCUGUUGAGCCUGAUGAUUCACCCCAUCAUGCAAAAGAAGACGCCUUGAUUAGAAAACCAGCAGGUACCCGACAUGGCAGUCAUGGAGGAAGCAACGACGACAUGAUGGAUGAUCUCGAUGAAAUGAUUUUUGGUAAAAAAGGCGGGGGUUCGUCUGAAGGGGGACAAGAUUCAAAGAAGCAGCAAGCACCAAAAGAUGAUCUAAUCACAUUCUGAGUGAUACUCAACACCAUUCCAUAAAUUUAGGAUAGAAAACAAAAGUUUGGAAUUAAAAACUCUCGACAGGAUUGCGGACUUUCUCUUUCACACACUACCAAUGGUUGUUCCUGCAAAUUAUGUGCAUGUAUGAAUUCAAGUUUGGAUUUGUUUACUGAAUUAUUUGAUGAGUAUACAUAUGAGGAUUGUUAUGAGCAGAAUAAAUCUGUAUGGCUCUCGGUAUCAUAUUUAUGGUUUGAUGACA
Messenger RNA from Durio zibethinus, 1707 nucleotides. The record is from RefSeq and is a predicted model, not a curated record. Lineage: Eukaryota; Viridiplantae; Streptophyta; Magnoliopsida; Malvales; Malvaceae.